AUGGAGCCGCCAGCUGCAGCGUGGGUACCUUUGGACCUUCAACGGUCGAACUGGACCAUGGAAUAUGCAGGAUGGGCUCCUGGCUACCCUGUGGAGUCAGAGUCCACUGAGACAUUUGAUAGAAGCUGGCUCCAAACAUCUAGCGGACGGCAGAUGGUUGAGCAUGCUGCAGCCACAGAUGAGGAUUCCAUUGACAAAGCAGCACAAGAGUUUGAGGCUUAUUUUCAAAAUAUGGGAGUGAAGGUCCCAAUCAAUCCGAUUCAUGUGUUUGAGGAUGCAGCACGUGAGUUCAAGGUUGAUAUCGACAUGAUGAAGAUGAAGAUCCAUAUGUACCCUCCAAGCAUCAAAGAUUUUGAUAACAAAUUCUUUACCGUCCCGAGGUUGGUGGCCAUUGGGCCUUACCACCAUGGCCAGAACCAGCUCAAGCAGGCGGAGAAAGCGAAGUAUGUGGCUGCCUACCACUGCAUCAUGGAGUCGGGCCACUCAGUACAAGACAUCCUAUACGACAAGGAUGUGAUGGCAGGCAUCAGCGAAGACGACUUCCUUCAUAUGAUGUUCUAUGAUGCUUGUUUCUUGGUGCAGUACUUUGCUUGUACCACGGAUGGUUGUGGCACCAUGGACCCAUCGUUGCGUGGCUUCUUCGACUUCAACCGCAAGGCAAUCCGCCAUGACAUCGUGCUGCUCCAGAACCAGAUCCCCUGUGCCAUUGAACUAGCUGAAAACGGCAUCAAGCUCAAAGCCAAUGAAGAAACAACGGAGCUCAUCCACAUGGGCGUCAACAAGAGAGGGAUCUUCGCCGAGCUCUCCAUGGCGCCGCUGUCGCUGGACGACGAACGUGCCAGCUUCCUCAUCAACAUGGCGGCUCUCGAGCUGUGCACGACCUCCAAUUUCCAGGAUGCUGAGCCCGAAGACUCUGCCGUCUGCUCGGAGGAGGACGUGCAGGAGCUGCGGACAAAGCAUCUCCUGCAAGGAGGAGCAGGGCUGAUCAACAAGGACGCUCUUGCAUUCUUCACGAGACUUCAGAGCCUGCCCCUACGUGGAUCCAACUGCUAUGUCCGCAUCAUGAUGGAGAUUGAGAAGUACAAGGUCAAUAGGCGGAUGCAGAUCAAGGUCCAAGCGUUUUUUUACAAGAACAAGAGAACCAUCUUCGCAAUAUUCUCCGUAGUUGGUGUACUUGUCAGUAUCUUAGGCACACUCAUGUCUCUCAAAAAGCGUUCUACGGUUUAG
Miscanthus lutarioriparius is the source of this 1227-nucleotide messenger RNA. NCBI's taxonomy places the organism in Eukaryota, Viridiplantae, Streptophyta, Magnoliopsida, Poales, Poaceae. The record is from the annotation of a GenBank genome assembly.